GAAAGAAGCUGAAGCUGGCAGCGAAUCCUAUAAAUUCUCAUCCUCUGCCACUCUCACUUUCCACAACACACACACAGACAAAGCAACCAUCUACAAACCUACCUGAAAAGAAGCCAAACAUGCCGCAGCUAGCAGAGACAUACGCGUGCGCCCCAUCCACGGAGCGGGGCCGCGGUAUCCUAAUAUCCGGCGACCCUAAAUCGAAUUCAAUCCUGUAUUGCAACGGGCGAUCCGUCAUCAUCAGGUAUCUGGAUCGGCCGCUGGACGUGCAGGUUUAUGGAGAGCACGGGUACCCUGCGACGGUGGCGCGGUACUCGCCUAAUGGAGAGUGGAUCGCAUCCGGUGACGUGUCAGGUACGGUGCGGAUCUGGGGAACCCACAACGACUUCGUGCUAAAGAAUGAGUUCCGGGUGCUGUCGGGUAGGAUAGACGACAUUCAGUGGUCUCCUGAUUCGCAGCGCAUUGUUGCCUCGGGUGACGGCAAGGGAAAGUCCUUAGUUCGCGCCUUUAUGUGGGACUCAGGAAGUAAUGUUGGAGAUUUUGAUGGGCAUUCAAGAAGGGCUUUAAGUUGUGCAUUUAAGCCAACAAGACCAUUCCGAAUUGUAACAUGUGGAGAGGACUUUUUGGUUAACUUUUAUGAAGGGCCUCCUUUUAAGUUCAAGCUGUCUCACAGGGAUCAUACAAAUUUUGUAAAUUGUGUUCGCUUUUCUCCAGAUGGGAAUAGAUUUAUUAGUGUAAGCUCUGACAAGAAGGGUAUAUUAUAUGAUGCCAAAACUGGAGACAAGAUUGGAGAGUUGUCUUCUGAGGAUGGCCACAAGGGCAGCAUUUAUGCAGUUAGUUGGAGCCCUGAUAGCAUGCAGGUGCUAACAGUGUCUGCUGACAAGUCUGCCAAACUGUGGGAAAUAUCUGAAGAUAAUAAUGGAGUGGUGAAGAAAACACUAACUUGUCCUGGUGCUGGUGGAGUAGAUGACAUGUUAGUUGGUUGUCUCUGGCAGAAUGAUCAUAUUGUCACUGUUUCUCUUGGUGGCACUAUAUAUUUGUACUCUGCCAGUGAUCUUGACAAAGCUCCAAUUGAAUUUUCUGGGCACAUUAAAAAUGUCAGCUCACUCAUAGUGCUGAAAAGUGAGCCGAAAUUUAUAUUAUCCAGCAGUUACGAUGGCGUGAUUCUUAAGUGGAUUCAAGGUGUUGGAUACUCUGGAAAAUUAGAAAGAAAGGUGGUUUCUCAAAUUAAAUGUUUUGCAGCUGUUGAAGAAGAAAUUGUGUCAUCAGGAUUUGACAAUAAGGUUUGGAGAUUUUCUCUACGUGGAGACCAGUGUGGGGAUGGAGAUUGCAUUGAUGUUGGCAAUCAGCCAAAGGACGUGGGUCUUGCCCUUCUUUCUCCUGAUCUAGCAUUGGUUUCAAUUGAUACUGGUGUUGUUCUACUUCGUGGUACAAAAGUUGUUUCCACUAUUCAACUAGGAUUUACUGUGACAGCUUGUUCUGUUUCACCUAAUGGAACUGAAGCUAUUGUGGGUGGUGAGGACGGGAAAUUGCAUGUGUAUUCUCUCACAGGUGAUACUUUGAAAGAAGAAGCAGUACUUGAAAAACAUCGAGGAGCUAUCACUGUCAUUCGCUAUUCGCCGGAUGUUUCCAUGAUUGCAUCAGCAGAUGCUAACCGAGAAGCUGUCGUCUGGGAUUGUGCUUCCCGAGAGGUAAAGCUUAAAAAUAUGCUAUUUCAUACUGCUCGGAUAAACUGCUUAGCUUGGUCUCCUAACAGCAGCAUGGUUGCCACUGGAUCACUCGACACAUGUGUUAUCGUGUAUGAAGUAGAAAAGCCAGCAGCAAGUCGCAUGACUAUCAAGGGAGCUCACUUGGGUGGAGUUUACGGAUUGGCUUUUAUUGAUGACGACAGUGUGGUUAGUUCUGGCGAGGAUGCUUGCAUCCGUUUGUGGAAGGUAACACCGCAGUAAGGUCUAAACUUUGUUCCUUAUUUCUGAUUAAUGGUUUCAUGUGAAACUGGAACAAACACGACUGGUAUGCACGAAUGAGGAAUAUUAGUUUCGCGAAAACUGGAGAUGCCUCUUUCUGUUGUUUCAGUAUAAAGGCACGUUCAACUCAAUUUCAGAAUUAUAAUGACUUGCUAUUCAUAGCAAGGGUUUGAAUGUUUCCCUUUCUGAUUCCAUUGACAACGAUUAUGACGGCCUGCUCGAUACUACCAUUGUGAAUGGUACAUGUGAAGAGAUGGUUUCAGGAUUGGGCGUCUUGCACUUGCUCGAAGAUCAGAAAUUAGUAUAGCACUUUUUACCCUUUUUAUUUUGCCUUUCCAGCAGUUCUAUUUAUUCUUUUGGUUCUUUUUGGAAGGACUGCAGUUCUUUCUUGGCCUUGCAUUUGUUGUUUUUCAACUGUUUUGAGUGUUUUGUUUCAGCUUUGUACUACCUACAGCGGAGCUUAUGUUGCCUGGAAUUUUUGUAGAAUGAGUUAAUGAAUACUUUGUUAGUA
Sesamum indicum (sesame) is the source of this 2478-nucleotide messenger RNA. Its product is annotated as transducin family protein / WD-40 repeat family protein. Gene Ontology annotation, biological process: actin filament depolymerization. Gene Ontology annotation, molecular function: actin filament binding. The record is from RefSeq and is a predicted model, not a curated record. Lineage: Eukaryota; Viridiplantae; Streptophyta; Magnoliopsida; Lamiales; Pedaliaceae. Gene Ontology annotation, cellular component: cortical actin cytoskeleton.